This is a messenger RNA of Pseudopodoces humilis (Tibetan ground-tit), 1688 nucleotides long. RefSeq names its product BAR/IMD domain containing adaptor protein 2 like 2 (gene BAIAP2L2). Gene Ontology annotation, biological process: actin crosslink formation; positive regulation of actin filament polymerization; actin filament bundle assembly. NCBI's taxonomy places the organism in Eukaryota, Metazoa, Chordata, Aves, Passeriformes, Paridae. The record is from RefSeq and is a predicted model, not a curated record. Gene Ontology annotation, molecular function: protein binding. Gene Ontology annotation, cellular component: nucleoplasm; cytosol.
GAGAUGGAUCUGUCCUACAGAUCCACCAUCUCCAUCUAUAAGAGUAUCCUGGAGCAGUUCAACCCUGCGCUGGAGAACCUGGUGUACCUGGGGAACAACUACCUGCGUGCCUUCCACGCAUUGUCCAAAGCAGCUGAGGUGUAUUUUAAGGCAGUUGAGAAGAUUGGGGAGCAAGCACUGCAGAGUUCCACCUCACACAUGCUGGGUGAAAUUCUGAUGCAGAUGUCUGACACGCAGAGACUACUGAGCUCUGAUUUGGAAGUUGUGGCUCAGACCUUCCACGUGGACCUGCUGCAGCAUAUGGAGAAAAACAGCAAAAUGGAUGUGCAGUUUAUCAGUGAGAGCCAGAAGCAGUAUGAGCUGGAAUACCAACGAAGAGCCACCAACCUGGAUAAGUGCAUGGCAGAGCUGUGGAGAAUGGAGAGGGCUCGUGACAAAAAUGCCCGGGAGAUGAAGGAGAAUGUGAUCCGACUGCGCUCGGAGAUGCAGGUGUUCGUCUCUGAGAGCCAGAGGGAGGCUGAGCUGGAGGAGAAACGCCGCUACCGCUUCCUGGCCGAAAAGCACCAGAUGCUCUACAACACUCUCCUCCAGUUUUACAGCAGGGCUCGGGGCAUGAUCCAGACCAAGGCACCACGGUGGAAGGAGCAGCUGGAAGCCAGCCGUAACCCCUCAAACAGCCACUCACAGGGGCUGCUCUCAGCCUCCCAUGGCCAGGGGUAUCCAUCAGGACGGCUCACACCCACCCACCUCGAGAUGCCCCAGAGACCCCUUGGGGAUUUUUCUCCUUCUGUGACUGGGAGUAGAUCCAGCAUCUUCUCUCCGGACCCUCCAGAAAUGAGAAUGUCUCCUCAGCCGGAGUCUCCCAGGCGGCCACUGCGGAGGACACCAUCAGCAGCCAGUUUGCUCGCUACGGGCCGCACGUCCCGUUCGGGUUCCUUUGGCGAGGCCAGCAGUGGCAGUGAGGGCAGGAAGAGGAGCGGCACAACAAGAGUUCAGGCCAUUGUGCCCCACACGACGGGUGCCAACCGGACCCUGCUGCGGUUUGAGCCCGGGGAUGUCAUCACGGUGCUGAGGCCAGAGGCGCAGAAUGGCUGGCUCUACGGCAAACUGGAAGGCUCAUCCACGUGUGGCUGGUUCCCUGAAGCUUAUGUCAAGCCUUUGGAGAAUACGAGGGAGAUGGAGGAGCCAGACACCAGGUCCUUCCCACUGCGAAGCAGUCACAGUAUGGAUGACAUCCUGGACCGUCCCAGCACUCUGUCCUCCAGCAAUUAUUGGCCUGCUGCUGCCCAGCCCAGCUUGCCAAACCCACCUCCCCUCUCAGUGGGUGCCAGCAGUCACCAGAGUGGGGCGGCUGCCCCAGUCAAUUCUGGCUCCAAGAAAUCAGGAGUAUUUGACCAGCCCCCUGAACUCUUCCCACGAGGUACCAACCCUUUUGCCACAGUCAAGCUGCGCCCCACAGUCACCAACGACCGCUCGGCACCCAUCAUCCGGUGAAAAAGGGGCUGGAGACAGUGAAGAAUUUCAGCAGAGAAGGAGGAGAAGUGAUAAUGCUGUGACCUCCAGCUGUGCAGCAACCUAGUGCUACCACUCAUGGAGUGAACUCUCUUUUCCCCUCCCACACCUCUGGGACAACAGGACCCAUCUCACCUGGGUGUCUGCUGUGCUUUAGCCAGGAGCAGAUCUCUGCU